Acytostelium subglobosum LB1 is the source of this 1653-nucleotide messenger RNA. RefSeq lists its product as hypothetical. Bases 1 to 1653 code for a protein of 550 amino acids. The record is from RefSeq and is a predicted model, not a curated record. The transcript has 6 exons. Gene Ontology annotation, molecular function: protein binding. NCBI's taxonomy places the organism in Eukaryota, Evosea, Eumycetozoa, Acytosteliales, Acytosteliaceae.
AUGAGUAGUAGUGCAGGUACACCAAAUUCUACCUCAUCGGUAUCUAGUGCUGCUCAACAACAACAGCAACAACAGCAACAACAACAGUCACAACAACAGCAACAAUCGGGAUCAGCAUCCACUACAAACCCCGCGACACCAGUGGCCUCAUCAUCAUCGACCACCGACUAUACAAAGGCUCAUGUUGACACACUGACCAAAGAGCUCAAGCAACUCAAGACCAAGCUAGACAACUAUGAGCGUGAGAAUAAGGACUUGAAGAAGUCAAUCUUUGAUCUGACUGCAAGAUACGACAUGCUGGUGUACCAGACGGGCAAGACGCACAAGCCAUUCAACAUUGAUGCCAUCCUGUCCAACCAGGCACCAGAGGUGACCACCGGUGGCUCAAUCGAAGUGACCACAGCCAUCCCUUCGCCACCUCCAUCACUAGUGUCCGAUGUCAAUGAGGAGAGAGUGAGCUCAGCACAACAAAGAACAAAGAAGAUGGAUGAACGACACUUCUUCUACAAGUUCACACUCAAGGGACAUAAUGCCAGCGUCUACACUGUCAAGUUCUCGCCAUGUGGCAAGAUGCUAGCCUCUGGCAGCUUUGACAAGAGCGUCAAGAUAUGGGACGUCUUUAACCAGCGUGAGAUAACAACACUAUCGGAACAUAAUGUAAACGUCAGCGAGUUGGCUUGGAAUAACAAUAGCACUGAGAUACUGUCUUGCUCGUAUGACAAGACUGUCAAGCUGUGGGACUUGCAGACACAGAAGUCACUGCUGUCAUACAGCACAUCAGGAUUCGUCCUGGACGUCAUGUUCUCGCCAAUCGACAACAACAUCUUCUGUGCUGGCAACUCGCAGAACCACAUCAUUGGCUUUGACAAGAGAGCACCAAACUCUGUCUUUGUCAUCGAGAACGACUCGAUGAUCAACUCACUACACAUAUACAAGGAUGGCGAACAUAUCCUCACAGGAGACUCCGGCGGCAAGCUCAAGGUUUGGGACAUUCGCAAGGGUACCAAGAUCAAUUUGCCCGAAUCAUUCAGCAGUGACUCGAGCGUAGAUGGCAUGGCUGGAUCGCAGAGUGCAGUAGCACACACACCUCUUGAUUCUUUGGAGACCUCUGUCGAGGGCAGACCAAUCUCUGGCAUCACACUAUCCACCUCUUCGAACGAAGGUGAUGACGCCAGAUUCCUGGCAGUCAACAGCUAUGACAAUGUGAUCAGAGUAUAUGAUAGGUCCAAGGUAUCGAUCGUCUCGCAUCCAUACUCCUUGUCACCAAUGCGACUCCAUCAUUCUCUCACAGGACACAAGAAUAAGAACUGGCCUAUCAAGGGUUCCAUCUUUGUUGGAAAGGACUUCAACGAUGGCAACAGUAGCAUGAAGAUGAGCAGAGAGCAGGUCAAGUCUGAGGAGGAUGACGACGAGGAGAGCAAGAGCGACAUCAACCAAUCUGUAUUGUUAGCAACGGGCAGCGCUGAUUACAACGCCUAUCUUUAUGACAUUGGAUUCUCCAAGCAGUCGGGCAGGGUAAUGCAGAAGCUGGAGGGUCACACCGACAGAGUGUACUCGGUCAAGUUCCAUCCAUCAGAGCCCAUCCUUGCCUCAUGCUCGGCAGACUCUACCAUCCGUCUAUGGACUCCAAAGAAGAAGAUAUUCAAUCAAUAG